Messenger RNA from Ziziphus jujuba (common jujube), 2007 nucleotides. Its product is annotated as histone deacetylase 19. The transcript is spliced from 9 exons. Bases 294 to 1787 code for a protein of 497 amino acids. The record is from RefSeq and is a predicted model, not a curated record. Gene Ontology annotation, molecular function: histone deacetylase activity. Lineage: Eukaryota; Viridiplantae; Streptophyta; Magnoliopsida; Rosales; Rhamnaceae.
UUCCUAAAUUUUCAACCAAAAUACUUAACUUUCACAUCUGAGUCCUUGCUCUCUUUCUCUCCACCCUUCGGUUGGCGUCUCCUCCGGCAACCCAAUCUUAACACUUCAACACCCUUCAACGCCUUCGAACGCUUCUGCGUUAGCUUCAAACAGUGUGCUUCUUCUUAUUAUUUUCUUAUUUUUGGCAAAUUUUAGUUUUUUUUGGAAAUUCAACUGCCGCUCAGGUCGUCUCCUUUCUCUUCGAACCCUCCAAUCCUACCGCAGAGUAACCCAGUUGGAUAAUUCAAUUUUGAAUGGAUUCUGGAGGCAAUUCGCUGCCUUCUGGUCCUGAUGGAGUGAAGAGAAAGGUGUCCUAUUUCUAUGACCCAGAAGUGGGUAAUUACUAUUAUGGGCAGGGCCACCCAAUGAAGCCCCAUCGCAUCAGAAUGACCCAUGCUCUGCUUGCCCAUUAUGGUUUGCUCCAGCAUAUGCAGGUGCUCAAGCCCUACCCUGCCAGGGAUAGGGACCUAUGCCGCUUCCAUGCCGAUGAUUACGUGUCUUUUCUUAGGAGUAUCACCCCUGAAACCCAGCAGGACCAGCUGAGGCAGCUCAAGCGUUUCAAUGUUGGGGAAGAUUGCCCUGUAUUUGAUGGUCUUUACAACUUUUGCCAGACCUAUGCUGGUGGCUCUGUUGGUGGUUCAGUCAAGUUGAAUCAUGGUCUCUGUGAUAUUGCUAUUAACUGGGCUGGUGGCCUGCACCAUGCUAAGAAGUGUGAGGCUUCUGGCUUUUGUUAUGUCAACGAUAUUGUUUUGGCAAUCUUGGAGCUUCUUAAACAGCACGAGCGUGUUUUAUAUGUGGACAUUGAUAUACACCAUGGAGAUGGUGUGGAGGAGGCAUUUUACACAACUGAUAGAGUUAUGACUGUUUCUUUCCACAAAUUUGGAGAUUAUUUUCCUGGUACAGGGGACAUACGUGAUGUUGGAUAUUCAAAAGGGAAAUACUACUCUCUUAAUGUUCCGCUGGAUGAUGGGAUUGAUGAUGAGAGCUACCACUUCUUGUUCAAACCACUCAUUGGGAAGGUUAUGGAAGUUUUUAGGCCUGGUGCUGUGGUUCUUCAGUGUGGUGCUGACUCUUUAUCUGGGGACAGGUUGGGAUGCUUCAAUCUUUCAAUUAAGGGACAUGCGGAUUGUGUCAGAUAUAUGAGAUCGUUCAAUGUCCCAUUGCUACUUCUAGGUGGUGGGGGCUAUACCAUUAGGAAUGUUGCACGCUGCUGGUGCUAUGAGACAGGGGUUGCACUUGGAGUCGAAGUUGAUGAUAAAAUGCCACAGCAUGAGUAUUAUGAAUAUUUUGGCCCGGAUUAUACUCUUCAUGUUGCCCCUAGUAACAUGGAAAACAAGAAUUCACGACAAUUGCUUGAGGACAUACGGACUAAGCUACUUGAUAAUCUGACAAAACUCCAGCAUGCACCUAGCGUCCAAUUUCAGGAAAGACCUCCUGAUACUGAGUUGCCAGAGGCGGAUGAAGAUCAAGAUGAUGGAGAUGAGAGAUGGGAUCCAGAUUCUGACAUGGAUGUGGAUGAUGAACGCAAGCCUUUACCAAGCAGAGUAAAGAAAGAAAUUGUUGAAACUGAGGUUAAAGAUCAGGAGAGUCAAAAAGGAAAUGCAGAGAAUGCUAGAGGCUAUGAUGCUAUAGGGAAUGAGACUACCGGUGCGAAGGCCAUAGAUACGGGUGUUAAUGCCAUGGCCAUAGAUGAACCGAGUGUGAAAGUUGAGCAAGAUACUUCCAACAAGCCAGCUGAUCAGAUUUAAACUCUACCGACUAGCAAAGUCAAAGCUAAUGGAAAUCAUUUUACUAGAAAGUCAACUGGGUAGUGAAAUUGUGCAGUAGGAUCAUUUGUUGUGCAUUUCAAGUAUUUUGUCGAUGAGUACGUACAGAUAUGGGUAAAUAGUUGUGAUGACUUGUACCCUGAAUUAACCACUGUAUUCUUUUCUCUAUAAUUGUCAUUACAAUUAUUAUUACUUUUUCAAA